AUGAUGAAUAUCCGCCUUGAACUCGACGACUUGGCUAGAGUUCUAAGCACUUACGCUGGAAGGGACAAAGCUUUGCGAACACUGUGCUUUAUUCUUACUCUGAAAGCUCAGUCAUCAAAUAAUAAGAGCGACCUAUUAGCUCUUGCUAAGCAAUGUUCCGCUGCUCGUCUGGUACUGCGACAAUUCAACCAUCCUUCUAUGAUCAAAUCGGUCCGUCAACUGUUCAAUACUCGACCGUCUGAUCCAAUUGAUUAUGCAUGUUCGGCCACCGUAACCGGUGUGUACACAGUGUAUGGAGUAGUCGAACUUUUCGCCUGGCUAGCUGAUGCAAAAAUGGUGUCUGCGGAUUCCGCACCGCUGUGGAGAUGGUGUUUAUAUCUUUGGAUUGUUGCUCUUAUUGCCGGAAUUGCUCGUCAAAUUCGUAUGAUUUACAAAAAAGGCUUAGAAAAGUCUAACGAAGAUUUACUUACUUUGGUAUCUCUUUCAAGUGAUUUUAUUGCGGCAAUUCAUUCCCUCCCUCAUAAAAUUCUGUGGUCUGGUAUGCUCACGCCUAGUCAGAGUGCCACAUUUUCACUUAUUGCUUCACUUAUUGGCUUUUAUAAGGUUUUCUGA
Haemonchus placei is the source of this 612-nucleotide messenger RNA. The record is from the annotation of a GenBank genome assembly. Lineage: Eukaryota; Metazoa; Nematoda; Chromadorea; Rhabditida; Trichostrongylidae.